AUGCCUGGAGAGUCGGCGAAAGCGGCGGAAGCGGCCGCAGCCAGCAGUCCCAGUACACCGAAGAAGAAGCCCACUAACUCACGGGCGGCCCUGGCAAAGGUGUCCCUGCUCGAUGGGUCGAUUCUGGAGGUGACCAUUGAUCGAAAAUGCCGCGGUCGUGACCUGCUGAACUCCGUCUGCGCUGGGCUGAACAUUCUGGAGAAAGACUACUUCGGGUUGACGUAUCACACAGCGAACGAUCCACGGACCUGGCUCGAUCUCGAGCGUCCCGUGACGAAAUUCUUCCGUUCCGACCCGUGGGACCUCUCCUUCGAAGUGAAGUUCUAUCCUCCAGAGCCGGCCCAGCUGCAGGAGGACAUCACGCGUUACCACUUGUGUCUGCAGGUGCGCAACGACAUUUUGGAGGGUCGACUACCCUGUUCGUUCGUGACACAUGCCUUGCUCGGUUCGUUCCUGGUGCAAUCGGAGCUCGGUGACUACGAUCCGGCGGAGAUGAAGGACCGUUCCUACCUGAAGGACUUUAAGAUCGCCCCCAACCAGACACCGGAGCUGUUGGAUAAGGUUAUCGAUCUGCACAAGACUCACAAGAGUCAAACACCGGCGGAAGCUGAGCUGCACUAUCUCGAAAAUGCAAAAAAGCUCGCUAUGUACGGUGUAGAUCUGCACCCGGCUAAGGAUUCGGAGGGCGUGGACAUCAUGCUUGGCGUUUGUGCGUCAGGUUUGCUCGUUUACAGAGACAAACUUCGCAUUAAUCGGUUUGCCUGGCCGAAGAUAUUGAAAAUUUCUUACAAACGCAACAACUUCUACAUUAAAAUUCGUCCCGGUGAGUUCGAGCAGUAUGAAUCGACGAUCGGCUUCAAGCUGGAAAAUCAUCGCGCUGCAAAGAAGCUAUGGAAGGCGUGCGUCGAACAUCACACCUUUUUCCGCCUCAUGACGCCCGAACCGCAGCAAAAGUCUGGCCUUUUCCCGCGUCUCGGCUCCAAGUAUCGUUACUCCGGCCGCACGCAUUACGAGACGCGAAAAACGCCCGUGGAGCGUCCCGCACCCGACUUUAUUCGUAGUCUCACAGGAAAGAGAUUAUCCAGCCGCAGUAUGGAUGCUCUGGCACAGCAGGAGAAGGAACGUGCCGCCGCCAAGGAUCCGAACAAGGAUGCAAACAAGCGGCACACGAUGUCCCAUCCGCCGGAUCACAUUCCUGACCUGGACUCACCGACUCGCGGAUCUCGCAGCCCCAUCAAGAAGGACAAAAAGGAACGCCUGAAGCGCGAGUCCAGCACUGGCACAGCGUCCGCCUCAUCGCAGAGCUCUCUCGAGGGAGAGUAUGAAACCACAUCGCCAAACGUUGUUCCAGCACAGAAGCCAGCUGGAGGUGUUGCAGUACUCCCAGGUGCAGGAAAGAAGGACAAACCAGAACAAGUCACACAAAAAGAGGAGGGGCUUAAUGGAAACAACGGACAAGCUGAAGCACUCAACUCAUCGGCAGAAGAAACAACAUCACCGUCCGGCAAACGCAGGGGAUUCCUGUUUUCAUCCGGUCGCAAGUCGCCGAAGGACAAGAAGGCACCUGCCACCGGAACUGAGCAGCCCGCUAAGGUGAUGGCCGCAGCAAACGGUGACGGUAGCGGCGGAAAGAAGGAACAAACGAAGGAAGCCGUUCAGGCUCAAGCACAAGAUGCGGCCAAGAAGCAAACCACACCGGAAAAGCCCGGUUUCACCAAACCGUACGAAUACUCCGAAAGCGAGCAAGGACCUGGUGCUAACAAAAAGAACGUUAAGACUCGUGGUUUCCGGUAUGAUGAAGCUCCACUACGUCAGAACGAAGAGAACGAGCCACAGCUGAGUCCAAACUCGCAAAGUCGACGAGCAACCGGGCUUGCGUUCAACUAUGCCCCGGGUGAGGAUCAAAAGGUUCGCGAAUCGGUCGAAAAACGUAAGACCCCUGGAUCACCGGUUGUCGCCGGUUCUCCGGACAAAAAGGAUCAACUGUCCCCGAAGUCGGCCGCUCGCGGUCUGCCAGGCGAGAGUGAUGCCGAAAAGGGUGUCCGCACAAGUGCCCGAUCGUACUCUCCUAACAAGGGCAGACAGGUGGUUGAUCCUCUGGCCUCUGGUGCCGGUACGUUCCGGCCGCUGGAGGAUACAAGCACAAGCUUUAUCCAGGGUGAACAAGCAGGAGCUGCUGCAGCAGCUGCCGCUGCUGCUGCUGCCGCUGCUGAACCAGCCAAGAAGAAGGUCAAGAUUAUGGUCAUCAUUUCGAAGUUUGACCCCAAGACAAAGAAGGUCGAUACGGCGCAUGGCGUAGUCGAACACUCGACCGGUGUGCUGGACACAAAGACGGGCCAGAUCGAGAGCAAGUACGGAUUGAUCGACCCCAAGGCUGGUACGGUGGUCAACUUUAACGCACGCACGGGACAGAAUGAGACGUUCCAAGGUCAAACGGAUCCGAAAACGGGUCAACUGCAUAUUGUUGGCGGCGUGGUCGACUCGGCGAGCGGUAAGGUCGAUGAUUCGCUCGGUCAAGCCAUUACGGUGGUACCGGACGAGGAUUCGGUGGUAGAAAUCACCACCAUUACUUCCAAGAUUGAUCCGAGUACGGGAAAAAUUGAUACAAUCAAUGGAGAAGUGGAAAAGACACGAGGUAUUCUCAACCAUCGCACCGGUGUUCUGAGCACCAAGUAUGGUGACAUCAAUCCACGCACUUCUGAGUUGCGUGCGAUCGAUCCGAAAACUGGCAAACCCUCACCAGCGGCCUCGGCCGUUCGUGCGGUGAUGGUCGACCGCAGCAAUGGUCAGAUUACGAUCGUCGGUGUGGCCGAUCCCAAGACGAAUAAGGUUGAUAACAGCCAGGCCCACCUGCUUGCGAUUGGCAAUCAGGUCGAUCCGGUGGUAGAAGUCACUUCCGUGCUGGGUAAGCUGGACAAGAAGGGUCUCGUUGAUCCGAAGACGAUCGCGAUCGACAAAAGCACGGGUCAAUUGGACACGAAGGAGGGCAAAAUCAACACCAAAUACGGUCAGCUGGACCUAGUGAAGCAAACCGUUACAUUCGUAGAUCCAAAAUCUGGCAAGACGGAAACAAAGGAGAUCAAGGUGGAUCCGGUCACCGGACAGGUUGUGUUGAAGAACCAGCUCAACCCCAAGACUGGCAAACCGGACAAGGACUACGGGCGCAUUGUAUCGAUACGUAUUGUGCACAAUCGCAUCGACCCGGUAACGGGCAAGCACGUUCCGGCGGCACCUGUCGAAGACAAGGAUGUCCGAGUGGACGCAAAAACGAACCAAGUUUGGCUGCCCGAUGGUGGCAAGGAUCCCAAGACGGGUGAAACAAUUUACACCUCAAGCCAGGUCGACCCCAAGACGGGCUUCGUCAUCACAAUCUACGGCUAUCUGAAUCCGAAGACAAACGAAAUCGAACGACAAUCGAAACUGGAUCCGAACCUAACGAAGAUCGAUCCUGGUACGGGUCAGGUAUAUGCGGCCACCGGCCAGGUGGACGAAACCACCGGAGAGCCGUUGUUCGCGGCAACACAGAUCAACGAGGAGGACGGCGAGAUCUACACAAAGGUGGGCCGAAUCGAUCCGAAAUCGGGCAGGCUAGUCAUCAUCAAAAUUUUCAUCAUGACGAAGAAGGACGAACGGGGAAAACCAGAGGAACUGGACGUGAGUGCGGUUGAUCUAGACCCAGAGACGGGCCACAUCCGGAACGUGGCACCGAAAACACUCUACCUUUACAAGAUGCGCGAUCCGAUCACGGGCGAAACGUACAACGUCGAUCCGAACGAUCCACGCAUUGCCGGCGCACGUACCACCGUCACCCAGACGAUGACGUUGAGUGGUGAGAUUGACCCAGUCACCGGACGCAUCAAGUCCGAGUGGGGCCACAUCGAUCCGAACACGGGCGAUAUCGAUCCGGCGACGGCAAUCCGCGAUCCGGUCACUGGUAAACUGAUACUCAACUAUGCCGACAUCGAGCCUAGCCACUUCGGUAAAAACGUGACAGUCACGAAGGAAACCGUCCCCAUUACGCGCGAACAGUUCUACGAGGGCAUCAAGCACAUGGACAAGAAGGCAACGCGGCGCGAUUCCGAGAGCUCUGAUGACGACAUGACCGCACAAUACGGCAAGGAAACGAUGAAGGAAAUUAACUCAGGCUCUACAGCCGCCGGUGUUGGUAGUAAGCAGAACGCCGGAACUCCAACCGUUGUCAAGACGACUACCAAGCAGGUGAUCACUAAAAAUGAGGAUGGCGUUACUCACAACGUCGAAGAGGAGGUGCAGAAUCUGGGCACCGGACAGAUCGUGUACUCCACGCAGGAGCACAAGGCCGAUGCACCGAGCGGUGCGGACGCAGGUAAAUUCGUGACGGCCACCGCUGUCACGACGCGUACGGCCACCACCCACGAGGACCUAGGUACGAACGCGAAAACCCAACAGCUCGAAGAGAAAACGGUGGCCACGACCACCACACAACAUGGCGAACGGCAGGAACAGCGUGUUAUCACGCAGGAAGUAAAAACAACCGCCACCGUCACUAGUGGCGAUCAGUAUGCGCGCCGUGACAGCGUCUCAUCGACGAGUUCCGGUGAUUCCGGAACACCGAUCGAUGGCCCCUACGGAGACGAAUCGCAAUCGGAAGUGAUUUACAACAAGUCCUACACGGGUGCCGACAAUGUGGUAGGAGCAUCACAAAUACCAGAAGGUCCCAACGUAGAGCAUCGGCGCGUGGUGGUAGAUGAUCUUGCUGAAGGAGGUACCACUGCCCACGGUGAAAUUGUAUCCUCCCAAACGGUUUCCAGCAAAACGCGCACCGUUGAAACCAUUACCUACAAAACGGAACGUGAUGGCGUUGUAGAAACACGCGUCGAGCAGAAGAUCACCAUCCAAUCCGACGGCGAUCCGAUCGAUCAUGACAAAGCCCUUGCUGAGGCAAUUCAGGAAGCAACCGCCAUGAAUCCGGAUAUGACAGUAGAGAAGAUCGAAAUUCAACAGCAAACGCAAUAAACUGGUUCGUCCAAUCGGCUCCAUCCCGUUUCGGGUGGACACAACACAGCAUAUGCAAUCCCUCUAUGAACACGCGCCAUAUUUCAAAGUUCUGCGCCUCGUAACGGGAGCAGAAGCAUUGACUACCACGUAUUUGGAGGCGAAUGAUGGGACGCGUGUCCCAAACCGAUUACAAUGGCAUUUUGAAACAUGUUGACGACGUGGUGCCAUUAGUUUGAGAGGAAACCAGAAGUUGGAAGCUAGACAAUGCACAUCGAGAUGCGGCCGGUCGUACCGUUUUUUCGGCGUAAUAUAAUGUUUGCUUACUGUUUUCUAACGCUUUGCAAAACGAUUGACCUGCAGUAGAUGGUGUCUUGGAGGGAGAGCGAAGCAAAGUUUGACAUUUAUAAUGAUAAUACAAAAGUGCAAAUCCUAGUACACACACACACACACACACGCUACGGUCCCCGAACGUGCAGUUUAGGAUUCUCGUGUGACACGGAAGGAUAAGGAAACAAAAUAUAUUCAUAUAUUUAUUUAUUGCUUUAAGCGGCAACAUUCGUGCGAUGGGACCGAUUGCAUAUUAAGAAUGUGCUGGGUGAAUGUAAGCAGCAGCAACAAACAGCAAGCAAACAAUCAAAUUCGCUUUACAAAUCACCAUUGCUUGACGAAAAAUUCGAUAAAAAGAUGUACGGGAAAAGCAGAAGAAAGAAGUAAAAAAACAACAGCUCUAUAUGCAGCACGUAAUGUUUACAUGGACGAAUCUUUGAUGUUAAGAUGUAUAACAGUUUUUCAGGGCAUACAAAGUAUAAUAAUUUGCAUUUGUAAACGGAAGAUAAACAACCCGAAAUAAUUAUUUACAGUUGUUGAUCGUGUCUUGAAGGUAACAUAAACAAAAAAAAAUCUUAGCGUAACAACCAGUAAACGAUAAGAGGUAAGGAACAGCAAAGCUAAUGUAACGGUGCGCAGUUGAAUCAUCAAUCAGAUGCAGUAGCGACAACGUUUUAUUGUGUAAACAAACAACCAAGCAUAGAUAUUAGUGCUAUUGAAGAAAGCUAAAAUAAUCUGCCGAAAACGCGUGCUUUAUUUGCGAUUUUCUUUGUUAUUGUCAUCUCUUCUGUUUCCGUUUGCGAAUAAUAUUUAAAGUACCUUUUUGAGAAAUUUUUAUCGCCUCGGCUAGACGUUUAGAGAACUUGCUUUUGAGUGCGAACAAAAAAAAAUCACGAACAUAGUCAGAAUAUAGCGUAUUCGCCGUGGCGAGCCCGCAAACUCAAGCCUAGAGAGAACGAGAAAUGUAAACCAAAAUACCAUCAGUGUUCAGGGGUUCAAAUUGGCAAUAUUGCAAAACACGUUGAUACUGAAGUCCUUCAGUCUAGUAAAAAAAAAAUAAAAAAAUACGAUAUGAUUCGCGGUACAACAAUGAAAGAGAGUGAUAAAGCGAUUUAAUAGAAUUUUUGGAGCACCCCAAACCAUUUGCUGUCACGAAUGCUGCAAUUGCAAGAUGUGAUGGCAAAAUUACAAAAUGAAAUGGUUGCCUUUUUCAAUCCUUCUCUUUAGGCACGACAAGAAUAAGCAAAUCGUAGCUAUAUACGUACGGCGAACACAAUGUUACACUACUGUUAUCGCUGUAAAAGAUCAAUGAAUGCAAGCUUAUUCAUGUUAAAUGCUUUUUUUCUGGUUCAAACUAGUUGAGUUGCUCUUCAAUACGUGCUUUUAGUCAUACUUUUGUUUUCGUUUGUAAGCUUUCUUUUCGCAUUAACAUUCCACACUCUCUUGGGAAAGGCUUCGGGACCUGCAUUCGAUAUAUAUGAGGGUUGUUUAAAUUUUCCGCACCGUUUACACGUGCGCCAAGUGCAAGCAUUCGUCAACUAAAACGAAUCGAAACUCUAAUCUAAGCAAAAGCUUCAAUCGGCUGGAUGCCGUUCUCUAAUUUAUUUGCAUCUGUAACAUCGCAGACUACAUCUUCUAUUCUAAUCUUCGCCUAGCCGAUCCCCAUGCGUGUAGCCAAGCUAAGCUAAGGAAUGUUUGUGUAUUUUCGUUUACAUGUACGAUCGUUCAGCAAUACCCUGCAAAUUGUAUGUUAACGUAAGGAUUGAUAAAUCGAGCAAGCUAAACACACCCCGUACGUAGUGCAAGCUAUAUAUUAGAGCAAACUGUUGCAUCCAUGCCGAAACGCUUUUCGAGAAGCGAAAUUAAAACCUCAUACACUGGCAAUCAGAGGUUUCAAAGGACCAGACAGAAGAACAAACACAUCACUACACAAUCGUUAUAGUGUAAUAGAGUACGGGAUGUGCGCAACGUAUCGUAAUAUAAUUUCUGUUUGUUUUAGUUUAUUCAUAAUUUAAUUUGCAAACAUUGCGGAGUGCUUUUCGUUUUCUUUUAAUUUUACCGAAAUACACUUUAAAUCUUGUUAAGUAUAUAUGUUUGUUGGUUUAGUUUUCCUUUCAACCCGAAGUUACUUGUGAGGUUUUACCUCUUAUCAUCUUAGUUAAUUUUUUAUGUACUUUUUUUUCAUCGUUGUAUGAGUAUUUAUUUACCUCUCGUUUCCCUAUCAUGCAUCUGGCAUUUUUGGCAUCUAUCUAACAAUCUUACAAGUAUAUCCUAAAACGGUCCACUAUGGAGCCAGCGUCGAGGGGUUCGUCGACGAAGCGAAAGCGUCUUUUUAUUCAUGAUAAUCCGCCGAUGAGAGGAAAGAGAGGCUGUGUAAACUAGCUAGUUAGCAGUUGUGCUUGCCACGUCAAAUAACGCCCUGAUCCGGGAUCCCAUCAGUUGGUCCCACGGGACCGUACCUUAUCCAAUAGAUAGCUCGUUACAAAAUGACAGGAAAGUGGAUGAAAACUCUCUGGUAAACUUUCAUACGUUUCGAAUGCUUACACACUUCUUUCCGGAUCUUCUACCAAUAUAGCGCAAAACAUACAAAAUGAUGAUUUUACAUCAAAACUUUAAAGUAACGUUUCCAGUGAGUUCCAAGAUAGCAGACGGCUAAAUUCAGCUUGAGAUGUGAUGGCAUGGACGCUUCGGUCGAAAAAUCGACCACUGGGGAGCAAUAUGGCUUAAAUCGGGUGUGAUCGUAAGGUGCUUUAGUGGCUUGGUUGGUUAGAGAUCAAAGAAAAGGAAUAUUGUAAGCACCGCACGUGGUAAACAGCAUAGAUGUCGCAUGCUAGAGCAGCUGUUGUGCAGCGAGGAAAAUGGAACCGAUUCAACAAAAGUGUGCAAAACAAAGUGGUGAAACAUACGCGCAUUUGUUCUGGGACCGUAUAUUGGCUCCUUGGGCAGGUGGUGGCAAUGGAUCGCAGAAACAUAAUAAAAUUGCAACGUGAUUUCGAUGCGGCUUAUGUGUAA
This is a messenger RNA of Anopheles nili, 8316 nucleotides long. It is a transcript of the gene cora, whose product is annotated as protein 4.1 homolog. The transcript has 14 exons. Gene Ontology annotation, molecular function: actin binding; structural molecule activity. Gene Ontology annotation, cellular component: plasma membrane; cytoskeleton. The coding region runs from base 1 to 4995 and encodes 1664 amino acids. The record is from RefSeq and is a predicted model, not a curated record. Lineage: Eukaryota; Metazoa; Arthropoda; Insecta; Diptera; Culicidae.